UGUGUGUGUGGGGGGGUGGUGGUGGUUAGUGUGUGAGAGUGUGUUUGAGUGUUCAGUAAUCACCCAACAACACACUCGUUCCUGACGCUGGCCACAGCGCACAACUGACAGCUGUUGGACAAUUCUGCGUUUUCUUCUCCAAAAACAAGAAAAACAGUCGACACAAUGGGCAAAGGUUGUAUCUCGGCCACCAAGUACUUUCUGUUUCUCUUCAACUUCCUGUUCUUCAUCUUUGGAGCCCUGAUUAUGGGUUUUGGACUCUGGAUCCUCCUGGACAGUCAGAGCUUUAUUGCAGUCUUGCAGGACUCGUCAACAGAACUGAAGGUGGGCACCUGCAUCGUGAUUGGAGUCGGUGCCUUCACCAUGCUGAUGGGAUUCCUGGGUUGUCUGGGAGCAAUCUAUGAGAUCCGCUGUCUGCUUGGACUGUACUUCACUCUCCUGUUCCUCAUCCUCAUCGCUCAGGUGGUUGCUGCCGUCCUCAUCUAUUUUCAGCAAGAAGAGCUGAGAACGAAGACGUCGGAGAUCGUGACCAAAAUCGUGGCGAAAUACCAGGGACAGAACAAGACGGCAGAACACACCUGGGACUACAUUCAGAGGACCAUGAACUGCUGUGGCUGGACAGGCUCCUCAGACUGGGACAAAAAUCCUGUGAUUGCCAACAGCUCUCAGAAGUUGUACCCCUGCUCCUGUCGCAACGCCUCCAUUGCAGGAGAAACCACCGACAGAGACCGAGGCUUCUGUGUGACUAAACCUGAUGAAUGGCUUACGAUAACUUACGAUAAGGGCUGCAUGUACAAUGUGGAGAGCUGGCUCUUCACCAACUAUGGAGUCAUUCUAGGAAUCUGCCUCGGAGUGGCUGUUAUUGAGCUGCUCGCCAUGAUCCUGUCCAUGGGCCUGUGUAAGAGCAUACACCAUGAAGAUUACACCAAAGUGCCGAAGUAUUAAAGAAGAAGCACACACACACACACACACACACACACACACCCCACACACACAAAUAUUGUUCUUUUCUCCAUAGUUUACAUGUUUUUAUUUACUUUUUGAAAAAUCUUACACCCAAAAAAACAAAGAAAGCUUUAGAACUUGUGUAAACUUGUGAAAACACAUCCGGCUGAGUGUGUAACACAUUCUGCUUUUGUUAUUACACCACGUUUGUCUCCCGUAAGAUAAAGCGUGCACCAUUUUGGUAACAUCGUGACUCUCAGCGCUCUCUCACCUCUUCACACCUUUAUUGUAUGACACUUCUUUUCUUUUCUUUUCUUUUCUUUUCUUUUCUUUUCUUUUCUGUUCUUUUUUUUCAUUUGUACAUCAAUGUUUUUGGUUAUUUGUGGUUUUUCAUUUGUAUAUAAUUUAGUGCUGCUUUAAUUUAGCACGUUUUGUGGUUUAUUAUGGGAUUUCACCUUCUAAAAAUCUUCAGUUACAGUUGUUUUUGUUUUGUUUUUCUGUACAGAUUGCAGAUUUUUCACUUUUUUUAUUUCUUUGAUUUUAUCCCUAUUAUAUCUUAAUAAUCCGGUUACUUUCAUUUUGUGCACUUGCGACUCCUUUUGGUGUUUUAUGAAAAAAAACAUUAAUCUCUUUAAUUAUAAUCCGGACAUUUGGUGUAUGCACUCUGUUUUUAGGGAAAAGUAAAAAUACAAGCAUACUUUAAAAAAAUAUAUAAAUCUUGGAUGAACCCUUUGUCUUAUUAUUAUAUUGUUUUGAAUUUUCCAGUUUUUCUAGACUUUUUUUUGUAUAUUUGAAGAAAGUAUAUACACAGAAACUGUCAGAACAUCUCAUGGUUUUGUUUGUAACGGAGAACAAAUUGUCCUGAGAAAUAAAUCUAAAUUUUAUUUUUUUUUUUAUGGCAUUUGGAAAGAAAAGUCUUUUUUAUAAACCUGGAGUACAUUUUAAAACCAAGUGUGUCUGUUAAACAAAGACUUCCAUGUGUUAAAAAUAAAAUCUGUUACAAUAAAGUGAACUCACUCGG
This is a messenger RNA of Tachysurus vachellii, 1966 nucleotides long. It is a transcript of the gene cd82a, whose product is annotated as CD82 molecule a. The coding region runs from base 166 to 945 and encodes 259 amino acids. Gene Ontology annotation, cellular component: membrane. The record is from RefSeq and is a predicted model, not a curated record. NCBI's taxonomy places the organism in Eukaryota, Metazoa, Chordata, Actinopteri, Siluriformes, Bagridae. The transcript has 9 exons.